AUGGUGGCCCAACUCUUCCCACCCCGCCAUGUCUACUUCCCCUCCACCCCCUCCCACACCUCCACCGUCAUCCUCCUGCACGACACCAACAGCACAGGCGCCGAGCUAGCCGCCGCGCUGGCCGCCUCAACAACAGCAACAGCGACAGCUGAAAAAUCUAUCUUCGAGCAUUUCCCCUCCUGCCGCUGGGUGUUUCCCUCUGCUCAGCCCCGCCAGAUAGAUACCUGCCACGCAAGCAGGGGGGAUUGGAUCGACGCCCACAUCGACUUCAACACUGAUGCGAAAGAAGACGCAAGCGCAGAUUCUCCUCAACAAACACAGGCACAAGCACAGCCCUCCACAGAAGCCACAGACGACGACACAAACGAAAACAGAGACCAAAACCUAAAAACCUGCGUAGAGUACAUCCUGCAAAUAGUAGAGGAGGAAGUCGGCCGGCUGGGCGGGGACAGUCGCCGCGUGGUGCUGGGUGGGUUCGGGCAGGGGAUGGCCGUUGCGGCUGCUGCAUUACUCGCUGCGCGGAGACGAUUGGGUGGGUUCGUGGGGGUGAACGGGUGGGUUCCUUUCGCGGAGGGGAUCGAGGGAUUAGGUGGCCGGGGCCGGGGCUGGCUUGCUGAAGAUGAGGCGAGGAUGGGAGGGUUAGAGGGUUCGUCGGGAGCUGACGGAGUGGAGGUGGAUUCUGAGGCUGGGGAGGCGUUGCUGGAGACUCCGGUUCUUCUGAGCUAUCUGGAGGAUAAUCCGUGCUCGGAUAUUCGAAAGGGGUUGACAGCCUGCGAGACAUUAAAUCGCUUGGGGUUUGCCAAGGUGGUUUGGGAUGCUCGUCCUGGUUCACAGCAAGGUGAGAUUUGGCUCUUACGUUCAAGCCAGUUAGACACAAUUGUGGGUUUCCUGGCAGAGGUGUUUGGUCAUGAGGGACAGCAUCCCUGCUCAUGA
Molecule: messenger RNA, 933 nt
Organism: Aspergillus viridinutans
Lineage: Eukaryota; Fungi; Ascomycota; Eurotiomycetes; Eurotiales; Aspergillaceae
Exons: 1
Coding region: 1-933 (310 amino acids)
Biological process (GO): protein depalmitoylation
Cellular component (GO): cytoplasm
Molecular function (GO): carboxylic ester hydrolase activity; palmitoyl-(protein) hydrolase activity
Source: RefSeq, a predicted model, not a curated record